GGCUGAUUUUUUUCAGCAGCGCUCCCGCUGUGUGGCUGCCUGCUGGGUAGUCAGAGUCCAGUGUGGUCUCUAUCUCUGAGAGGUUGAGUUCGCCGAUGGACCGAGUACUUCGUUUCGUGCGGCGUACUCGCUACUUGUGACAGAGAAGGUGUACGGUGCCAGCAGACCCUGCCCGUAGUUUGUCUGCAAAAUCUCAAGGAGCCCAAAGUAUGGUCAUUACACACCCCAAAAGCUCACUGAAACCGCGUUAAAGUCCGAUCAAAAUGACAACCAUGGAAACCAAGGAGAAAAGAGCAUACAAAAUUGUCCUGACAGGUGGUCCUUGUGGAGGAAAAACUACUGGCCAGUCCCGUUUGUGCACUUUCUUCGAAAAUCUUGGAUGGAAGGUGUUUCGCGUCCCGGAGACUGCCACGGUCCUGCUAAGUGGCGGCAUAAAGUUCACCGACCUGUCGGAGGAUGAAGAGUCGGCCGAUGGGUUGUGUCACCGAUGUUUAGUUCUGCGGGGAGAGGCUUUCAAGUUCCAAGAAAACCUCCUGAAGACGAUGAUUCAAAUUGAGAACACAUUCUUCGCCCUGGGAGAGUCCUGCACAAGAAACUGUCUGAUAAUCUGUGACCGUGGAGCUAUGGAUGCUAGUGCUUUCAUAUCUAAAGAGAAAUGGGAGUACAUGCUGGCUACAAACGACUUAAAUUCCGUUGACCUGAGAGACAACCGGUACAACCAAAUCAUCCAUCUUGUGUCUGCUGCAAAUGGAGCAGAAGAUUUUUAUUCAACAGAGGAUCAUGUUUGUCGUAGUGAAGGUGUUGAAACGGCUAGAGAGUUGGACUACAAAGCUGCAGCUGCGUGGGUGGGACAUCCAUAUUUUGAUGUCAUAGACAAUUCUACUGACUUCGAAACCAAAAUUUGUCGCAUGAUUUCGAGCAUCUGCCAAAAGCUGGGUAUUGAUGUUGGUGACCGUCUCCUAACAAACUCGCGCAAGCUCAAGUUCUUGGUUAGAGGCCCUCUCCCAUCAGAUGCUGACUUUCCACCAUUCCAAGACUUUGAUGUAGUUCACAACUACCUUCAGUCCAACAACCCUCAAAUGCAGGCUCGUCUCCGAAAACGUGGCCAGAAAGGUCAUUGGAGCUAUAUCCAUACUAUUAGGAAACCCAAGCUUCGUGGUCAAGUUGUGGAAGUGAAAACCCAGCUUACUCACCGUGAUUAUGUCAACAUGCUUACUCAACGAGAUGAUUCACAUUUCACCAUAUUCAAAAAACGGCGUUGCUUUUUGAUUAAUAACCAAUACUUCCAAUUGGAUAUAUACCGAGAGCCAAGUCACCCAAGGUGUAAGGGCCUAGUUCUGUUAGAAACUUACACAGCUUUGGAUUCCAUUGAGAAUACUCUCCCAUUUUUCCUGACUGAUGUUGUGGAUGUCACUGGGAACCCAGCUUACUCAAUGUUCAACUUGUCGCUAAAGGAGGAAUGGAAUGCAACAAAUAAGUUUUGCCAUGGGCUGAAAGAUCCAAUGGAUGGCGACAGCAAGAAGCCUCUUGAACCCACCACCGCUGCAUUUCUUAAAACAGUUACAUCUGAAGAGGGAAAAUCAAAUGGCAUUCCUAAUGGUGUAGCUGGCACUGUCCGGUUGAAUGGUGUGAAGAAUGGCGUCAAGAAUGGUGUCUCAAUUGAUGUCCCCAACGGAGAAUGUGGUAAACACAAUGGGGUCUCCAAUGGCUGUAUUUUGAAUGGUGUUAAUAAUGUAAAGUCGAGUGGCAUCUUCAAUGGGGCAUGUGCUGAGAAGAUACACUUGUCUGGUGAUACCCUGAAGAGGGCUGAAAAUGGGGACAGCACUGGUCCCAAGAUGCAUGCUGUGAAUGGAAGCAUAGCAGUCAAUGGCAGCUAAUCUCAUGGGAAGACAGGAGUAAAGCUUUAGAUGUGACUGCCUGCCGGCCUGCAGAGCACUCUAUGUAUCUUGUAUUGCAUAGUAUUUGAGCCACUGACAUGUAUUAGUAAUUGCUUAGAAGCAUAUUGCUACUCCUGUCCUCCCAGAUAAACAGAUCCAUUCUGUAGAGUGUAGGGGUUUAAUGUCUUAGAAAUUGUAUGUUGUGAUUGUGCUUUAGCUUAAAAAGUUACAAGUUCUCCUUAGACCGCCUUAGACUGCCAUCAGUCUAGCUGGCGGGAAGUGAUUCAGUUAUACUAGUACUAUAGCUUUGGCUCAAUUACUCAAGUUAUUUUUGUGGUUAACAGUAUUUACGUGGCUUAUGUAAGAUCUGUGCUGCUUAUUUUGUAAUGUGGACAAAUUUUCUUUGUGUUGUGUGUAAUCUCAUGUUGAUUACAUAUCUUAAAUUUUAGUUCCCAUCUUUGUCCUUAGUUGAUUUAAGUAAAUCCACUAAGUGCCUUCUUGUGGAUGGUUUCUCUAGUGCCAUACAAAAAGUCUUUACAUUAAGGACUAAACAUUGAAAUGUGAGGUUUCUGUUGAAAUCUUGCCAUAGGUUUAGAAGAUUUUGUGCUCGUCCUGUAAGAACUUGCCUACCCAGUGCCUUUACCUGCAGGAAGCAGUUGUAUCAUUUUAGUUUUUAUUACAGACAAAGUAGGAAAAAUUAUCUGCAUUGUGCCACAUAUUUUGGAAGAAACUAGAAAUUAGGAAUAAUACAGGAAACAGCAUUCAUUAGAAAAUGUGUUGUAACAUUGUUGGAAGUCCAGCAAACCUUGUUGAAACUUUGAGCUUCUUGUUUCUUAUACCAUUUUAGAUCUUCUUUGAUAUGUAUUAUUUUCCAAGUUUCAAAACCUAGGGCAAAUGUAGUGAUGCCUUUUUUAGUCUUAAUACAGCAUGCAAGAGCUGAGAUUACUGUAAGGUGAAAAUGCCAUCAAUGCUUAUGCAUUGAUGUAUUUUCACCUCAGCAGAUCCAAGUAAAACUCAGACUUAUCUUGAAUAAAUCUGCUGACAUUAGUACUUCUAGCUAUGUGAUAGUAGGUUUUUCUUAACAGAAAAGCCUAAUGCAACUUUGUUACAGUAGUUGCGAUUUUACUUGAACUGUAAUAUUUUGGUCUGACCCAGUAAAAUUGCAUCUAGUAUUUUAACUGUCCUACUGCUGAACUAAAUAUGUACAGUUUGUAACAUCUGCUGCAUACUUUUGUAUUCAUUUAUAAAAAUAGGCUUCCUGGAAUGAGAUCUCACUGUAAUCAAUUGGUACUUGUCCAGGCAUACACAGCCUAUGGAGGGAAAUAUUGAAAUUACGGCUUUAAGUACAGAAUAAUUAGCUGUAAGUUGUUUUGUGAUACAUUGUGUGAGAGUGAUGAGAAUUUAUUUUUAAGUACCUGCUAUGAUGGACUCUUUUUAGCGGGACCAGCAGUAUGGGGAAAGGGAAUACCAUUUUGGAAAUCUCAAACAGUAUUUUGUUACCAGUUUGUUUUGCUAUUAAAAUUCAUGCCAGGCCAUUCUAGUUAGUAAAUUGAACAUAUUUCUUCAGGCCCUGUACAGUCACCACUUCAUUUUGCAGUCUUGAAAUUUAUCACUAUCAGUGUGGUUAAUUAAUUUGCAUUCAUUUUCACGUCAUGUACCUUGUUGUCAGAAAACAUUUAAGACAUGUUCUUAAGUUGUAUCAUGAAUUCACAUAUGAGCUGGUUGAAGCUUUCACCAUAUUAAGGCCAAUUUUUGAAUUAAUUUACUAUGUACAAAGUUUCAGCCUGAUACUGUCUAUUUUUUCAUUUCUUCAUAUAUUAUUAAAGUCGUGUAUUACAACAGAACUCUUAUCAAUAUGUGUUAAUAAAUAAUUUCUAAUCUUUA
This is a messenger RNA of Thrips palmi, 3761 nucleotides long. It is a transcript of the gene Ttd14, whose product is annotated as TRPL translocation defect protein 14. Gene Ontology annotation, biological process: photoreceptor cell maintenance. The transcript is spliced from 12 exons. Lineage: Eukaryota; Metazoa; Arthropoda; Insecta; Thysanoptera; Thripidae. The coding region runs from base 264 to 1877 and encodes 537 amino acids. The record is from RefSeq and is a predicted model, not a curated record. Gene Ontology annotation, molecular function: phosphatidic acid binding; GTP binding; phosphatidylinositol binding.